UUUUUCUCUCUGAGUUUAAAAGGGUGGGAUGCCGGCACGGCCCUUAUUCAGGGUGAGAGUUUCCACACGGCUGCUGCAGGACUCUCGUCCUCGACCUCAUCUUCCUCACCUUUGUGGGCACCUCUCGGGCAGACUGAAGCAUCAUGAGCAGGCAGAAGGCGCUCCUGGAAAAGCUGGCGCAGACCUUCCAGAUCCGGAACCUGCUGAUGCGCCAGGCGCUGGCUGAAUGUCUUGGCACCCUCAUACUGGUGAUGUUUGGUUGCGGAGCGGUUGCCCAGUUGGUUCUCAGUGAGGGAUCUCAUGGACUAUUCCUGACGGUGAACUUUGCGUUCGGUUUUGCUGCCAUGCUGGGGAUCCUGGUCUGUGGGCAAGUCUCUGGUGGCCACCUGAACCCAACCGUGACAUUUGCUCUUUGCAUGCUGGGUCGAGAGCCAUGGAAGAAGUUUCCUGUGUACUUUCUGUUCCAGACAAUAGGAGCCUUCCUCGGAUCAGGGAUCAUAUUUGGCAUGUAUUUUGAUGCUCUGUGGGAGUUUCGUAAGGGCAGUCUGAUUGUGGUGGGGGAGAACGCCACAGCUGGAAUCUUUGCCACGUACCCCUCCAACCAUCUCAGCCUGGUCAACGGCUUCUUCGACCAAAUGAUUGGCACAGCAGCUCUGAUUGUGUGCAUCCUGGCCAUCGUAGACCCCUACAACAACCCCAUCCCACGGGGGCUGGAAGCCUUCACUGUGGGUUUUGUAGUGUUGGUGAUCGGCUUGUCAAUGGGCUUCAACUCAGGGUACGCCGUCAACCCUGCCAGGGACCUGGGACCUCGCAUCUUUACUGCGAUCGCAGGCUGGGGGAGUGAAGUCUUCACGGCUAACGAUUACUGGUUCUUCGUGCCGAUCUUCGCUCCAUUCUUUGGUGCGGUGGUGGGCGUGCUGGUGUACCAGCUGAUGGUGGGCUUCCAUGUGGAAGGAGAGGCCCGAGACAGAGUGGAAGCAGCGGCUCAAGAGGAGAAAGACAGGCUAAAGCUCUCCAACGUCACAGAGAAGAAUGAAAUGGCAUGAAGGCUUUGGAUGUAUCUGAUUUUGAAUAAUCUCUUUGUUUUUUUAAAGAAAACUUCCAGCAUUUUUCAACCAGACAUCUAUCUGCCGUGUCUGUAGUAUAUAGUCGAUCACCAGAGACAGAGAUGUGUUUACCUGUUCUUAUAAAAGAACGACAACACGUUGACCCAAAAGUAGAUGCCACUGGGCAGCUGUUGAUUUCAGUCAGUUAUGGGAAACUUGCUUUUUAUGAAUCCUUCAGUGGAAGGAAUUUUUUUUAGAGAUGGUACUGGUUUGUUAGUAACCGGAACUACUUUCCAUUGCAUUGAUUCGGUGUUGGAAAGAUUAAGAAAGCUUCAUAAGUACCUACCUAAAGCCGCAGUCACACUACAUGUUUGCAGUUUGCAUCACCUUAUGAAAUGGGCAUGGCCAAGACUGGACCAGAAGAUUUGCUCCAAAAAAAAAAAAAAUGUUGUUUGCUAAACAUAAACAGCAAUGACAUAAAAUUAAACAUAAUUGUAGCAGAUAAUAUAUUUGUGCGAGUACAGUGCUGCACCUGUAGCAUAACAUACCAGAUACAGCGUUGUACACACUGUUAUGUGGCAAAGAAGUGUAGAUAACUGGCGUGUUUGGCCGCAGUGGGGUGCUGUGAGCGUCAGUGUUUAGCCAAGGAGCUAACAUAGGAUCAGGCAAAAAGGCAAAGUCCAGAAAACAGGCAAAAUGGUCAUAAACUGGAAGAUCACAAAAGGCAAACAAUCCAAAGGGUUAGGCAAAAAGGCAGACUUAGAAAAACUGACAAAAUUUUCAUAAACAGUAGCCAAACAAACAAAGGAACACUCAGUAGAUCGGAAACGAUACAAUACCUCACAACCAUUCUAUGCUAAAGCCCAGGCUUAUAAACUAAACUAGGAAGAUCACAUGAUAUACACUACAGGUGAACAGGUAUUAGUAUUCCGGUGAGGGAGAGCGCUGAUUGGAGCGUAAGGGAAGGUCAGGAGUCAUUGGAGUCAGGUGAUCUCCCAGAGGAUUCUGGGAGAUGGAGUCUGAGUGUGUCUCAGAGCCAGAGGGAUGCGUGACACUGUGCAUGAAGGCCAAUGCAGCCUAAGCAGUAAGUGGGGCAGAUACUCCCACCACCAUGCUUCCACCAUGUUCUAUAUGCUUCUUGUUUAAGUCCAGAUUACAAAAUACAGAACCUUGGAUUCAAGGUGCCCAUUUCAAGACCUACUGGUUGUGGAUGCAAAUUUGCACACCAAAGUUCACCAAAGUUAAACUCGAUGUGGAAUUUCGCUUGCAAAUUUAUGCACCCCAGAAGUCUGUGACAUGAAUCUGCUCAUCACAUUGAAUUUCUUUCAAAUGAGUGUAUUGUACUUGUGAAAAUUCACUGGCAAAUGCAAGUGUGACUGGGUGUUAACAGCUGUAUUGUUACAGUGUAAUGUUUGUAGUUUAAAAAUACGUUACAUAAUCACAUAUUUCAUGUUUAUUCACAAAAUUCAGCACCUGUCCAUUGACUUACGUUAUAAGCGCUUUUCGAAUCAGCGGCUUUUCUGUUCUUUUUUAACGAACAGGAAAAAGUUUUUCUCUGUGCUAAUCGAGUUUAUGCUACAGAUACAGCAGAUAGAGUUCAGGUUGAAAAACACUGGAAUAUUCCUUUCAAGUCACUUCUUGCCAGUCUGAUCUAGGACCACUUUUUUAUACAGCAGACAGCAUGACCUCCCUGUUCCCUUUGGCACUGAGUUCAGAUCAGCUUCUUAAUUUACAGCCACUAUGGCCUCGCUUUUCUGUUUGGUCAGCACAGUGUGACCUUUCUGUUCCCCUUCUGCCCUGAGGUCAUACGGCAGACGGGGAUUAUCUAGGAUCUAGGAUUAGAUUUGUAUUUGCCUGACAGCAUAAACUCCCUGUUCUUUCUGAUUUAAGAUCAUCCAGCAGACAGCACAACCUGCCUUGUUCCUUUGGGCUGCUUUCAAUGUAAGAGCUAAAGUCUAAAUUUGUCUAAAUCCUGCUCUAAACUCCAACAAAGAGCGGUUUACUGUGCCUCGAGCUGUUUUUAGAUUGAAACAGAGUAGUCAUUUCAGCAUUCCCUUCUAACCAAAGUGCCUUUUCCACGUGAACCUUAGGAAUCCAUGCAGAUUUUCUUUAUCUGACAUCAGCAAGGAGACAUUUUGGUAAGAUUUUAUGUUGAGAGUCCACGGUAGCUGAUCUGUAGAUGCUCACGUUGCCUUUAACUUUAAAUUAAAUGUGAAUUUAGAUGUGACUGAGGUUUUAGGCCUGAUGUAGAUUCUAUUGAAUAAUUUGCUCAAGGGGGAAUCCCACUGAUUGUCGGGAUAAUUCAGUGGGUGUUUUGAUGCGAAGUGGUUCACUGUGGAGAAAAUUACAGAUUCCAAUUCCUUAUCUGGAGACUGUUUUGCCUUCCAACACCGUGCUUGUGCCUCUCCAUCAUCAAUAGUUUUUGAAAAAAUACAUUUUAAGCUCAAAACCACUAAAUGGCUUCAUUUACAUCUUGACCAUUUAAUUAUACAGGAAUGCUGAUGAAUUAGUGCCAUUCCCCAUUAAACGAAACCCAAUGUCAUAGAGUUUCAACAAAGUUGAGCAUCUACAGAUAAUACAUAAAUACACUUUGACCAUCUUUUUCUCUAUAGAACUCAAGAACCAAUCAUUACUCAGUUCAGUUGUUCACUCAGACAAGUGUUUGCAUAAGAGACCAGGACAGCAUUAUUUUCAUUAUGUGCAGAUCCAGGUUAACUGUUUUUGAUGCAUAUGUCUUAUAAAGGUUUACUUUUUUUAUUCUUUUACUUCACUCAUUAUCAGAGAACUGUAGCAGUACUGUAGAAUGAGACGUCUUCUAUCGUUGUUGUCGAUUGUUGAUCACUAUCAUUUCUUUGAUGCUGUGUUGAAAGAUUGAAUGACUAGCAUAUGUGUAUCUUAUAAGGGUCGUUAUUUUGUGAUGUGAGCUUGUAGGUGUCCUAGUAUAGUAUAGUAUAUAUAUACUUAACAUUAUAACUGUUGCAAAGAUAUUUUAUGCUCCUGUAUUUGAUGCUUCUUGUAUUUUGUAAUAAACUGCAUUUGUAUUA
Molecule: messenger RNA, 4090 nt
Organism: Colossoma macropomum (tambaqui)
Lineage: Eukaryota; Metazoa; Chordata; Actinopteri; Characiformes; Serrasalmidae
Gene: aqp3b
Product: aquaporin 3b
Exons: 6
Coding region: 144-1046 (300 amino acids)
Biological process (GO): glycerol transmembrane transport; water transport
Cellular component (GO): basolateral plasma membrane; plasma membrane
Molecular function (GO): urea transmembrane transporter activity; water channel activity; glycerol channel activity
Source: RefSeq, a predicted model, not a curated record